CCUCGCCGUGUGUCUCCCUCCUCAGCUGCUCGGAACGUUUUGGUUGGCCAACUUGUUUUCCUGCCGAACAAACCCGGAAGUUCCUCGCCGGACUAGUUUUGGAGCACAUCAUCGGUCUGGGCUUUUUAAGAUUCGCCCACGGAGGUCACCGCUUCCCCAGCUGUGAUAGUUGUUCAUAUCAGAGGCCCGGGCAGCGUGCAUGUCUGCACAUGUGCAUCUGAUCUGGCUGGUUCCCUGUGGAGAAUGUUCUGCAGCUAUCAGGACCGGCAGGAGUUUGAGGACGAUCUCUACCGGGGAGACGGUGAGGAGUCCCAGGCGUCCGAGGCCUCCAGCGAUUUGGAGUUCCGCCUCUACGGUCAGCUCCACUACUCUUCCAAGGAGCAAGAUGGAGAGCUUCAUGUGUCCGAAAAGGCCGCAGAGACUGUUGUCACCGGGAAAGUUCCAAACUCUGCGCCAUCUUCUGAAACAGUCAAGCACAAGAGUAAAAAAGGUGUCAAACAGAAGAAGAAAAGGGGAGUACCUCAAGUUCCAAGACUGUCGCCGUUUGAGGAGGUCGUGGUCAUUUACUCCAGCCCCGAAGUUAUCACCCUUUCUGACAGUGACAGCUCUGAUGAUGAUGAUGAUGACAAUGGUGUUUGUGCCCUGAAGGGUAGCGGGAAACCUCGAAAGCAAACGCCCACCUCAGACCAGCAGGCAUCCCUUAAAACUGUGGCAGUCAGUGCCCCAGUGUUGGUGGAUUCCAGCAGCUCCACUUCAGAGUCGGAGUCCGAAUGGGAGUCCGAGUCUGAUUCGGACGGUCUGGAGAACUGGAUGAUCCUGGGCGGGGGGCAGCAGGAUGGAGACAAUUGCAUUUCACUCAACUUGGAAGUCGGUCAUGACCUCCAUUCAGACAUUGAAGCAGACCACUCUGGCAACUGGCUGGUUUUGGAGAAGGACAAGAAGGCUCAAAUCCAGAAUAAACAGGGAGUGAGGCGCGCUCCUCCACGUUUUUCCAACCAACACAACAGAUACUACACGGGCGUUUGUCACAUGUGCAAAAGAACGGGACAUCUGUCCAAAAACUGCCCAAAUGCCGAAAAGACGUCGAUUUGCUGCUACCUUUGCGGCGGCUCUGACCACCAAGUCCAGACGUGUCCCAAUCAACACUGCAAGAACUGCGGGCUUCCUGGUCACCGGCAACAAUCCUGCAACGAGAGGCCGUUGUACGACAAAUGGUGCGACCGCUGCGGCAUCAAGGGCCACUUCAGUAACGGCUGUCCAGAGCAAUGGAGGCAGUACCACAUCACGACUAGACCGGGUCCUCCUGUCAAACCACAAGACCUGCACAACGUGAGACGACCCGCCUCCUGCUUCAACUGCUCCAGGAGAGGACACUUUGGCCACCUCUGCACCAGGGAGGGCAGGUUCAGAGGAAUAUACAUCAGCACGCCGGAGAUCAACUAUUACGACACCAAGAAGGAUAUUCCCCACAGGAAGCACAUGCUCCGGUCUUGGGUUGAAGAGCUGAAGAACUGUGGCUUCAUCCCCAGCGGUCUUCCCACGCCUGGACCACCCAAGAAGAAACACAAAACCUGCCACCAAGACAACCUCUUCGGUCCUAAACGUUCCCGGGUACAAGCCGGUGCCGCCGGGAUCUUCUCCCGCGGUCACAACCACCUCAAAGUCACCAAGUCGCACAAGAAGGAAGCACAGCAAAGCGGCGCCGGUGCCGCCAAACGGUGGAAACCCAAGCGGGCGGUGCCCAAAGAACGCCCCGCCCCUCCUCGAUUGGUCAAGGACCAGGAUGGAGACUUCCCCCGACAGUUUGGCGGAGCAGAGAAGAAGAAGAAGAAGGAUGUGUGGAAGAGUCGUGGGAAGUCCAAGAAGAGAAAAGAUGAUGAGAUGGAUCCUCCUGACGACGAUCUGUUCAUCAUCAAGCAGAGGAAACGCAAGCGAUAGCAGACGCCAUCUUUAUGUCGCAUCAUCAGUCCAUCUUUGACACUUUUAUAAGAAGACCAUCAAGGGCUUUUGCUGCAUUUACUACAAAAACAACAUUUGGAACCGAAACCUUUAGC
Messenger RNA from Nerophis lumbriciformis (worm pipefish), 2054 nucleotides. It is a transcript of the gene zcchc7, whose product is annotated as zinc finger, CCHC domain containing 7. Gene Ontology annotation, molecular function: RNA binding; zinc ion binding. The record is from RefSeq and is a predicted model, not a curated record. Gene Ontology annotation, cellular component: TRAMP complex. NCBI's taxonomy places the organism in Eukaryota, Metazoa, Chordata, Actinopteri, Syngnathiformes, Syngnathidae. Gene Ontology annotation, biological process: nuclear polyadenylation-dependent snoRNA catabolic process; nuclear polyadenylation-dependent CUT catabolic process; nuclear mRNA surveillance of mRNA 3'-end processing.